This is a messenger RNA of Oppiella nova, 654 nucleotides long. The record is from the annotation of a GenBank genome assembly. NCBI's taxonomy places the organism in Eukaryota, Metazoa, Arthropoda, Arachnida, Sarcoptiformes, Oppiidae.
AUGAACCAAACUUUUUGGUGUAUCCGUCAGGGGUUGCAUCAGUUAUUUGGUACCCUAGCCUUCACUCUGGCGCUUCUCAAUCCAAUCGGAGCCCUAUUAAGACCAGAACCGGAUUCCCCCAAACGAUGGCUAUUUAAUUGGGGCCAUUGGUUCUUAGGCAAUGUGGCCCACAUUAGUGCCAUUACAGCCAUAUUCCUGGCCACAAAACUAUCAGCGGCUGACUUACCCAAACAGUUCGUGUGGGUUAUCAUCACUUUUGUCAUCUUCAAAAUCAUUGUUCAUCUGAUUCUUCAAUUUCACGCGUUUUAUGUGAAACGAAACAGAAGCUUUAAUCCGGUGGAAACCAAUGACAUUGCAAUGAACGACAUGUCCGACUCGCACGAUGACCACAGGGAAGCCGAUGGCCCGGGAAGUGGUUUCCGGAAAACCGUUUUAGUCGUAUACAUUGUGGCGCUCAUAGCUUUUGUGGUGGCAUUGGUUUCGUUGAUUAAUCUGCCAAAGACUACAUCGGAAUGAAUGGCAAUACAUUGAAUCUACUCUUAAUACUUUUAUUAAUGAUUUUGCAUUAAACGCUAAAUUUUAUAGUGAAAUCAAAUUCAUGUAUUAAUUCGUGAUAUCGAUCUCAAGCCAAUUCAUAUUAAUUUGUAAUUUGAG